Molecule: messenger RNA, 450 nt
Organism: Strigops habroptila (Kakapo)
Lineage: Eukaryota; Metazoa; Chordata; Aves; Psittaciformes; Psittacidae
Product: corticoliberin-like
Exons: 2
Coding region: 47-415 (122 amino acids)
Biological process (GO): positive regulation of cortisol secretion; negative regulation of epinephrine secretion; negative regulation of glucagon secretion
Cellular component (GO): extracellular region
Molecular function (GO): corticotropin-releasing hormone activity
Source: RefSeq, a predicted model, not a curated record
GCCGGGGGGAGCGGCGGCAGCGGGGGGGCUCUUACAGGCGGCAGCGAUGCGGGUCAGGAUGAUUUCAGCCGCCUCCGUCCUCGUCCUGCUCUUCCUGCCCUCGGAGACCUGCUCACCCCUGCAGCGGCCGUGGGGCCCGGCCCCCCAACCCACCUGGGAGCCUUGGCCGGGACCCCCUCGCCCCACCGCCGGCCCCUUGCCCCAUAGACUGUGUCAACGGCGGGGGGCAGAGCCCAGCGCGAACCCCCGCGCCCCGCGGGCCCCGCAGCAAGGCGGCAGGAGGCGGGACAGCAAACCCAACUCGCUGGACCUCACCUUCCACCUCCUGCGCGAGUUCCUGGAGAUGUCCCGAGAGGAGAGACUGGCGCAGAAGGCGCUGAGCAACAAGCUCCUGCUGCAGAGUAUAGGGAAAUGAGGGGCGGACCGGCCCCGGAGCGAGCGGCCGCGGCA